AUGAUGCUCGGUACUAAAACUCAGCAGAGGAGUCUCAAUCAUAUGGGCAACACCGUGGAUAAAGUACGCUGGGCUGCCGAGCGUCAACACAGCUUAAUAUCAUUCAUAAGGCUUUGGCUUCUCAGCAUUAGUGUCGUCGUCAUAUUUAAAAACUCGAUAUCAGUGCUUAUAUCUAAUAUCUACCAUUCUAGGAGCAUGGUGAGACGAUUUCCAUAUAUAAUAACAACAGGAAUGUUCUUCAUGUCGAUCAGUAGCCAUAUCCUGCGUUUUCCACAUUUAACCACAAUCAAUGUGCAUGAGCAGGAAGUUCGACGGUUUGUAAAUGUUGCGCUGCCCGUGAUACCUCACGUCUUCGGACGGAAGCUUAUCGUUGCAUGCCAUGAGAUGGCACAUAGAGGAUGCACACAGACGUAUAACUUACUUCGGCAUAGGGCCCAAUCGUCCGGGAUGAGAAGUGGGUAA
Molecule: messenger RNA, 462 nt
Organism: Opisthorchis viverrini
Lineage: Eukaryota; Metazoa; Platyhelminthes; Trematoda; Opisthorchiida; Opisthorchiidae
Exons: 3
Coding region: 1-462 (153 amino acids)
Source: RefSeq, a predicted model, not a curated record